AUGGGUAUCAAGCUCGCUUCCGCUUCCGAAAGCCCCAUCGCUGACGUUGUCAUCGUCGGCGGUGGUGCUGGCGGUGUUGCUGUUGCGCUCCAUCUCAUGGAACUCGCCAAAAAGGGAAAGAAACUCGACGAACUUGUCAUUAUCGAGAAGACAGACGUUGUCGGUCCUGGUCUUGCCUUCUCCGUUGACUGCGAUGGCACUAUUCUCAACAUGCACUCCGAUACUAUGGGUAUUAUGAACGAAAACCCUCACGAUUAUACACAAUGGCGUCAAAGUCUUGAGGACGGACCCUUCCCAUCUCGCGUGGACUAUGGCCAGUACCUCCAGACAAGAUGGUCUCAGGCUAUGGAGCAGGCCGCCAGUAUGGGUAUCAAAGCCAGAGUCGUGCACCAGGAUGCUGUUGAUAUUGAGCGUCUCGCCGACAACACCAUGACAGUCACCGUAGCUGACGGUACUAAGAUUGCUGGUCGCGACGUUGUUCUUGCACUUGGUAACUUCGUCGGUACUGCCAACUCUCACCUUGUUGGCAAGGCUGGUUACUUCCCCAACCCUUGGCCCACUGCCCAGCUGAAGAACAUUCCCUCUGACUCUCCCGUCAUUGUCGUUGGAUCUCGCUUGUCAGCUGUGGAUGCAGCUAUCUAUCUCUCUGAGAACGGUCACACUGGACCUAUCACCUUCAUGUCCCGCAGUGGUAAGUUGCCCAAGGUUCAGGGCCUCCCUGUACCGUUCACCCGCAAAUAUGUUCUCCACGAGUUGGCCAGAGAGGUCGAAGCCAAUCCCAACGAAAGCUUGCUUCGUAUGGCUAGCGCUCUUACUGAAGAGAUUACUCGCGCCACCAACGGUGACUGGAGCUGGUUGUUCGAGAAGGAUGACUAUACCGAGCAGCUCGAGAUUGACAUUGAUCUUGCCUCCAAGCAACAAGUACGAUGGCAAUCCGUGCUUUCAAGCACCGCCCCCGUCAUUGAGCGUUACUGGAACAGCUUGACACCUGACAGCCAAAAGAUCUUCAUGGAGAAAUUUAACAGUUCAUGGAUGAGCUACCGCCAUGCCAUGCCUGUUAAGAACGCAUCCCGUAUCUUUGCUCUACUGAAGAAGGGCCAACUCACUGUCGUUUCUGGUAGCUCCAUCAGCCAUGAUAAUGGUCUCUUCAAUGCUCAGACUUCAGCUGGUGUUCUCGAGGCCCCGUAUGUUAUCGAGGCCACUGGCCAAGAAUGCCACAUUGACCGCAUCGACUCUCCUCUCAUCAACUCGGCUGUUAAGAAGGGCUUGCUGACCGCACAUCCCGCUGGUGGCGUUGUAGUCGACUUUGAGCACCUCAAGGCUGGACCUGGUUUAUAUGUCAUGGGUUCUCUCACUCGCGGCACUCACUUCUAUGUUAGUGCUACUGAUAGAGUUGCCGCACACGCCUCACGCAUCGCUGAUUCCCUCGUUGGUGAGGUUGCUGCCGCUCAUCUCCACGUUGCUCUCUUUGUUGGCAACGAUCUGUCCUCCAACCUCAUGGCUAGUAAGCUUGUCCCUAAGCUGUUGCGCCAAGGCCAUGUCCCAUAUGUUUUCUUGACCAAGGGCAAGGCUGACGGCAAGUCUACUCUCCCCGAGCUUCGCGAGCUUGCGUUUUUCGAAGAGCAGCUCAUGCAGGAACAUGUCUUGCCUUACUUCAAGGACGCUACACCAGAGGACUCUGCACACAUGACUGUUUCCCAGAUGCAAACCAAGUAUGGCAUCUUGGUUCAGGAAGCUGCUGAUAUCAAUUCCGCUUCGUUCAUUAGCAGCCUUUCUAAGCAUCACAUUGAUGUCGGUCUUUCUAUCCAGUCUAGCGAAGCUUUCAAGCCGGAACUUGCACACUAUUUUUCAGGAGAUCGCAAGCUCCUCAACCUCACUACUCCUCAGGGUGGUGUUGUUGCUGCUGCUCGUGCCAUCAAGAACAACAAGUCCCACUUCACAUACACUCUCCGCGAGGUUACCGAUGUUCUUGGAGCCGGUAGCGUCCUAGUCGAUAGCCGUCAGCAUCCCAUUGACUUCUCCAAGUCUAUGCUCAACCAUAUGAACGAUGUCCAUGCCCUCGGCGUUGAUAUGGCUAGCGAGGCGGUCGGCAGAGUCGCCCGCAAGCAACCCCUUCAUAAGGCUGGUGUCGACGACGCCGAGUUUUCUAAUGUCGUGGCUCCGACUAAGGAAGAGCUUGAGGACUACAAGCAAUCUGGAAUCCGCCUGGUCGAUGCCGACAGCAUUGUCCAAAUUAUCGUCGACUCCUAUGCUCCCACUGCGAAGCGCGACGCUUUUGAACGACACAUUCUCGGCGUUGUUAGAGAAUUCUCUGACAGUGUCCUUGUCUAA
[Torrubiella] hemipterigena is the source of this 2331-nucleotide messenger RNA. NCBI's taxonomy places the organism in Eukaryota, Fungi, Ascomycota, Sordariomycetes, Hypocreales, Clavicipitaceae. The record is from the annotation of a GenBank genome assembly.